GAUGCUAUUUAGAUAAAAGGAAAAAGUUCCUGAUCUUGGAAGAGAUAACUUUCGUGAUUUCAUGAGAAGAGAAGGAGAUUCUUGUUUGUAAACUUAGAUGAAACUCUCGACAUUUGUUCAUAAAACUGUACCUAAUGAAUUGACAUAAUCUUAAUUAAGGUAAAUUAAAUGAUCAAUCUUUAGUCCAUUACCAUAAGCCUUAGAUGGUUCAUUAAAAAUGAUUGGGAAUACAUGGGAUGCAAAGCAUUUAGGAACUUUUCUUUAAAAAAGUUAAUUUGCUUCUGUUGGUGGAAACACCCUAAAGAACACUGAACCAUUUUAAAAUAGUAUGAAGAACUAAAGCUUCUUCUUUAGAAGUUAAUAACCUCGAAUGAUUGAUGACCAUGUUGAUUAUCUACAUUAACAAUCUAUCAACCAUAUAAUUAGUGAUCAUCCUAUGAUGAAAAGUGGAACCAAAUAUUUACAGAAGAAACUCCUAUCUGUUCCAGAUAAACCAUUUGAUGAGUCUAAACUUAAUUAUGUUACAGAAGUAGGAUUAAAAAAACCUAAAGAACAAUUUUAAGAGAUGUUAAUUAGUAAAGACAAUCAAUAGAAAUUUCAUUAAUGGAGAUCAGAAUUUUAAGAUGUAAAUAGAGCAUAUAAAAAAGCUAAACAAUGCUUUAAAAGUGGAUUGUAUGCAUUAGAUAGUCCAUUGAAUGAUAAUACUGAAUUAUAUAAAGAAGAAAAUACAAAAUUAAGAGAAUAAGAAUAAUAAAGUGUAAGAAGUUCAUUAUAGAGAUAUAAAUGUAUUAAUCAAAUCUAUUUAAAUAGCACUUGAAAGAUUUAAUGCUAGUAAUCCUUCUAUUGAAUUUAAUAAUGUAGCCCAUAAACCAUUUAAUUCUAAAUAAUCAGAUCCCUUAUUAGUGAAAAGUAAUUUCCCUUCACAAAAUUUUGAAUUCCAUGAUUAAUGGAUGAAAAGAAAAUUAAUUGAAUAACAGAUAGAUACUAAAAAUAGAAUAUUUGGAGAAACCUCUCAAAAUAAGGCCAACCCUUAGAGAGCUGUGUUUUUAAGAGAAUAAGAAGUUAGAGGUAGAAAUUACAAUCCUGUCAAUCUAACAAGAAGUGUAAUUGGUUGA
Molecule: messenger RNA, 1115 nt
Organism: Paramecium pentaurelia
Lineage: Eukaryota; Ciliophora; Oligohymenophorea; Peniculida; Parameciidae
Source: the annotation of a GenBank genome assembly